Messenger RNA from Tetrahymena thermophila SB210, 2322 nucleotides. Its product is annotated as transmembrane protein, putative. The transcript has a single exon. Gene Ontology annotation, biological process: reciprocal meiotic recombination. Gene Ontology annotation, molecular function: double-stranded DNA binding. Lineage: Eukaryota; Ciliophora; Oligohymenophorea; Hymenostomatida; Tetrahymenidae. Gene Ontology annotation, cellular component: nucleus. The record is from RefSeq and is a predicted model, not a curated record.
AUGUUCGGAGCAAGAAUAAGCCUAAAAUAUAAUAGUAAUUCGACUCACUAAACUUGUUGGGGAGCUAUUGUAUCGCUGUCUAUAAUUGCCUAUUUAUUGUACCAAUUUCUACUUCAAGCAGAAAAUUUAUUGCAAGGCAAAAAUUUUCAAUUAGUUUAUAGCGAGAACUCUGAAGAAGAGCCUAAAUAAGCAAAAAUAUCUGCUAGUGAAUUUCCACUUGCAUUGGGGAUUAAGCAAAAUGAUUUUUCUAGUAGCUUUUUACAAAGAGAAUCUUUCAAUGUAGAAGGAAUUCAAUUUUCAAUUUAGAGAGUAUUAAAUAAUUAGACUAACUAAUAUGAGUUUUAGACUGUUUAAGAAUCGUUUAGCUUGGAACCUUGCUCAGAAAGCAGCUUUUAAAUAUAGGAAAUUGCAAGCGAAAUUAAAAAGUAUCCUCUAAAUUAUUUGUAUUGUAUACCAUCAAAUAGCAGUUAUUCCUUGUAAGGAUAACCUGAGUCAAAUACAUAUAAAUUUUUAAAAUUCAAAAUCAGCUAUUGCAAAAGUUAAUUAAAUUGCUCAGAAUCUCUUUAAAAUUAAUAAUAAACCUCUUUGUAUACUAUUUAUGUAAAUAGAAUAAUUGACGCUGAUAGAUUAGAAGAUUAGUUAUUACCAAUGGUUCAAAGUAUGUAAUGGACUGCUUCAAGCGGAACUAAAAGAAUUGAUUUAAGGUUUAAAAAUGCUUAUGUAAAUUCUUAAAUAGGAACACUUUUUUAGUCAAUAUAAAGUCAACAAAAAUUGCUCUUCAGUUCAGAUAAAGAGCUGAUUACUGACUACAAUAAAAACAAUAUGCUUUUUGAGCUAAAUUUGUCUUUAGAAAACAAUAAAGAAUCAAUAUAUAACAUAAAAUAAUAAACUCUAGUUUAAUUCUUUUCAUCAAUAGGUGGUUUAGUGAACUGCUUCUAUUUUAUAGGACUCAUUUUAGCUAUGCCUGCUUCUAAAUUUAGUUAUAAUCAAAAACUUUUAAACAGUAUUUUUAAUUUCUAACUAGAUUAAAAUCAGCAAGAAUCAUCAUAAUAAGAAUCACCACAAAUCUACAUUGACAAUUAAAAAUCUUAAAUUACAGAGAAUAAUACUAAUACUAAUAAUAAUAAUAAUACAGUCAAUCAUAGUAAUAAUAAUAAUAAUCGCUCUAUUUUGAAAUAGAAUUUUAAAUUUAAGUUCAAUCGCUCUCACACAAUUUAAACUGCGUAAACAGCAAGAGACCCUUUGAACAGUAACAUCACUCAUAAAGCUUACAACAAUAGUAUUUUUAGAAAAAACAAUUUACACAAAGAAUCUGAAGAUCAAAAGGAUGAAGAACUUGGUGGUAGCAAUAGUAUAAGUCAAAAAAUAGAUAUAAAUUAGAAUGAGAUUUAACUUGAAAAUAAACAAAACAAAGAAUAAACCACAGUGAUAAAUUAAUAUCAAACACUGAAUGAUUUUAGCACUUUGAAUUUAAAUGAUAUACAGCUAUCUAGUUAAAAAAGGUAGGAUAAAUUAAAUGAUAGUUUUUGUUCUGCGCAGGAGAAAAAACAUAAGAUAGCUAAUACUUCUUAGUUCUGUUAGAAUUAAGAUGGUUAAAUUCCAUUUAAAUAUAUAAGGAGAUGUGAAACACAAAAGCUAGAAGAUUUAGCGUUUACUGAUCAUGAUAAAAGAAAUGAAGAUGAAUCUAAAAACAUUGAUGAUAAAUAUAGCAAUUGUCGGUAAAGAAGAGUGAGUCAACAGGUUUAAAUUAACACUGAUCAUACUUAAAGUAAAACUAUUAAUUAAAGCAAGAACUAGAAUUAAAUAGCUCAAAAUAAACAAAAUUUAAUCACAUAAAUGAGUCUCCUUAAGAACACAAUAAAAAUAAAAAUUUAAGAUUAACUUCUGAGCAUAUUUUGCAAGAAGAAAAUCAAAUCUCGAAUGAUAAAUUAUGGUAUAGAGAAAAUAAAUGAUUUUUUAGACAUAAAUAUGUUCAUUAAGACAAUAGUAGAAUUUCAGAAACUCAAAAGAAUUCUCAUGAACAAAGAUUAAUUAAUUCUCUUUGAACUUAUACCUCCUCCUCUUAUACACGAACAGUAGUUUACUAAUAAAAUUUCAGAUGAAGAAAAUGAGAAAGAAUGCUAUUCAGCAUUUAAUACAGGAAUGGUUUUUGAAGAUUACAGAACCUAAAUUAAAAAAAUGAAGGAUGCCUAAAGCUCCUACAAUAGAAUUUUUAAAUCUUCAAAUACCUAACAUUCAAAACCCUCCUUUGUUGAUAAUCAAAUUCUCUUAUACAUAGGUUAAAAUCUUAAAAAGCAAUUUGAUGAAAAUACUUUUAGAUGA